Messenger RNA from Chaetomium fimeti, 882 nucleotides. RefSeq lists its product as uncharacterized. The record is from RefSeq and is a predicted model, not a curated record. The coding region runs from base 156 to 641 and encodes 161 amino acids. The transcript has a single exon. NCBI's taxonomy places the organism in Eukaryota, Fungi, Ascomycota, Sordariomycetes, Sordariales, Chaetomiaceae.
UUCUGGCGUUGUUUUGCGAGCUUUUCGACCCCUGAGCUUCCAGUCCCGAACGUUAUUCUCGCCACUGGCCGCACAAACUCCCCCUCCCGUCCGCAACCCCUGACUGCCAUAUCAACAAUCGGAUUACGAGAUCAGAAUGCCGCCAGCACCGGGCAAUGGCCGCGUUUCUGUUUUCAGCAACCAACCCGCAGGCUAGGUUGUUUCUGCAUCAACUCCACCGCCGGCAAGGUCGCUGGAUUCUCUUAAUCUUUCUCAAUGUGUGUUCCUGCUCCCUUCAUAUCACAUACCGGGCACGUACCAUAUCGGCCGCGGCCCACAGUCCACUGACGCGUCCACGGUUCCGACCUGUCCCAGAGAGUUCGCCAUGGCAUUUGGCUGCCUCGCGUUAUUGUCCGCGUUGCCUGCAUCCCCCGGCGGCAUCACACAGUAUGGAGGACCUACCAGCUGGUCAGCACUACCCCUCGUCGACACCUUGCGGUGCCCAAACCGAUAAAAUGUCCUCAAACCAACCGUGGCCAACAGAGUCCUCGGUCAACAACCCACACGACAUCCACCUAGUUGCCAUCCCAUCCGAAGGAGUGCGCAUCGUUAGACCUUGGGAACAGGGGGUUAAUAAUCCCGUUCCCAAUCCCCGUCUGUGAUUGGCGCCUCACCGGCCUUUGGUCCAUGCACGACGGUGAUCAAUGUUCCUCUUCCCUUCGGAUCAUAACGGGACCAGCACGCUGCUUCCCCCGGCCACGGUUCUGAUCAAUCACAGUCCCGCAUGAUAUCCAUUUAUUUUCGAACUUGUGUUCAGUUACCUAUAUCCAGUUCUGGGAAAUGGACUUUCCAGCGGGGCGAGCGGGUCUGUGUCUCCCGGCAAGGUCAUGUCGUCGACCUAGC